This is a messenger RNA of Serinus canaria (Common canary), 1647 nucleotides long. RefSeq names its product crystallin zeta like 1 (gene CRYZL1). Lineage: Eukaryota; Metazoa; Chordata; Aves; Passeriformes; Fringillidae. The transcript has 15 exons. The coding region runs from base 264 to 1334 and encodes 356 amino acids. Gene Ontology annotation, molecular function: oxidoreductase activity. The record is from RefSeq and is a predicted model, not a curated record.
GCGAGACGGAAGUGAGGGAGUGUCAUGGCAACCGCGAGCGCGUCGCGGCGCUCGGGAGUCCCGCGGAGCCCCUGAGGGCCGGCCCGCGGCUGUCGGAGCCUCUCGGUGCGGGCCGCGUUCGCUCGGAGCCCCUGAGGGCCGGCCCGCGGCUGUCGGAGCCUCUCGGUUCCUGAUCGUUGAGGACGACACGGGAGAGGAGAGGUGGAGUCGGGAGAGGAGACGGGAAAGCCAAGUGGUGAUUUUUGGUGAAGUCUCGUGUCACUAUGAAGGCCCUGUAUGCUCAGCAGAAUUCUCCUGGAGAGGAAAUGACAUUUGUGUUCCAGGAAAGGGAGAACCUUCCUCCCAGCAGAGCCCACGAUGUGAAGGUGCAGGUCAGAGCCUGUGCUCUGAGCUGCGUGGACACAAAGCUCCUGGCAGAAAUCAAACUGAAGAAGGAACUUGUGCCUGUUGGGAGAGAAAUUUCAGGAGUUGUGCUGGAAGUUGGAAGCAAGGUGACCUUUUUCCAGCCAGAUGAUGAAGUGGUGGGAAUUCUGCCCCUGGAUUCUGAGGAGUCUGGUGUCUGUGAAGUUAUCCUGGUUCAUGAGCAUUAUUUGGCUCACAAGCCGCAGAAGGUGUGCUGGGCAGAGGCUGCCGGGACGCUCCGGGACGGGCUCCGCGCGUACACAGCCCUGCACUACCUGGCCCCGGUGUCCCCUGGCUCCAGUGUCCUCGUCCUGGAUGGAGCAAGUCCAUUUGGUACCAUUGCAAUUCAGUUGGCCCAGCACAGAGGGGCCAAAGUCAUCUCCACUGCCCACAGCCUGGAGGACAAGCAGUACCUGGAGAGGCUCAGGCCUGCUGGGGGAGUCCGGCAGCCUUUGGUGGCCCGGGUGAUCGACGUGUCCCACGGGAAGAUUGACCUGGCCGAGAGCUGCCUGGAGGAGACGGGCGGGCUGGGCGUGGACAUCGUGCUGGAUGCCGGAGUGAGGCUGUACAGUGCUGAGGAUGAAGCAGGUUCCAGAUGCCAGCUGCUGCCUCACAAGCACGACAUCAUCACCCUGCUUGGGGUUGGGGGACGCUGGAUAACGACGGAAAGGAACCUGCAGCUGGAUCCUCCAGACAGCCAUUCCUUGUUCCUUAAGGGAGCCACAGUGUCCUUCCUGAACGAGGAGGUCUGGAACUUGUCCAAUGUGCAGCAGGGCAAGUAUCUUGCCAUCCUGGAAGAUAUCAUGGAUAAAUUAUCAAAUGGCAUUUUCAGGCCUCAACUGGAUGAAGCCAUCCCAUUGUAUGAAGCCAAAGUUUCUAUGGAAAUAGUUCAGAAGAAUCAAGCUAGAAAGAGACAAGUGAUCCAGUUCUGAUGAGACACAACUUCUGAUUUCUCAGCCUGGGGAAGAUAAAGAAAUGUAUUUGUGGUAUAAAUCAGUGUACACUUGGCAGUGAACAGAAUUUAAACAUUCUUUGUACCUCAGCUCAAAUGGUCUCCGAAGCUUCCAUGACUUCAGGGUUUUUAAAUUCCCUUGAGCAGAAUCUUCCUAUCAGCAGCUUCUAAAGAAGCAGCCUCGACAUAAAAACUUGUCUGCCCUGCCACACUUAAAAAUGUCAGAAACAUCUACAGGCAAACUCAGUCUCUGUUGGUUUUCAACCCUAAGAAAUUAAAGAGGGACAAAAAGA